Dentiscutata erythropus is the source of this 607-nucleotide messenger RNA. NCBI's taxonomy places the organism in Eukaryota, Fungi, Glomeromycota, Glomeromycetes, Diversisporales, Gigasporaceae. The record is from the annotation of a GenBank genome assembly.
CAAUUCUUCGUUUUCGAGUUCAUCGUCCGUUGUGUUUGGAAUUUACACAGUCAAUUCAAGUAACUCUUCUUAUCCAUUCGUAAUUCCACUUGAUUCAGCGACAUAUAGUGGUUAUUUUUCUAGUGAUGGCAUAAGUAUAGAAGGCUCAAAACCACAAGUGAAUAAUAUAUAUUUAGAGCGCAUUCAAUAUCAAUAUUUCGACACUUCUUCAGAACAAGCUAGGUUUACUAAAGUUGCCAGUAAAUCUUCCCAACAUAGAGUUAAAUAUUUUGGGCUGUUAACUAGGAUAUUAUUGUUUAGACAAUAUAGCAAUGCUGAUUUUCCGAAUCAAACUACACCAUAUUCUAUUUUACAAAUUACUAAUAUGUCAACAUUUUUGACUACUUAUACGCAAGUAAACAAAGUGAGCUCGACCACCGUUGCUGGCUUCCUAUCUGGACUUGGUGGUUCAACUGCUUUCCUUUUGGUUAUAUAUAAAUUCUUUUUCGGCGGUUACAAAUCACCAGGCUUAUUAAAACCAUUCUUACCUAAAGAAUGGACUACAAUGUCUAAGACUACGGAUGAAGAAGCUACGAUUACAAGACUACGACAAAUAUCUAAAUUUUAA